AUGCUAGAUUUAGGGGCUUCCAUAAAUGUCAUGCCUUUAUCAGUUUUUACUUCUCUAUCUUUGGGACCUCUUAAAACUACUGGUGUAGUCAUUCAAUUGGCCAACUGUAGCACAAUUAACCUUGUAGGUGUGCUUGAGGACGUCCCUGUAGGUGUGCUUGAGGACGUGCUUGUCCGAGUAGACAAUUCAAUUUUUCCUGUAGAUUUUUAUAUCUUGGAUAUGAAGGAUGAUGAAGGAAUCAGUCCAACAACUAUUAUUUUAGGAAGACCCUUCAUGAUGACAACACGAACCAAGAUAGAUAUGCAUGCAAGAUCAUUGACAAUGGAGAUAGGAGAUGUGAAAGUGCACUUCAACGUGUUGGAAGUUGGGAAGCACCCGAUUAAAAAUCAUUCUUUUUUUUGUAUUGACUUAUUAAGUGGUGUUGUAAGCACUUUUUCUCCAACUUUGGAUUAUUCUUUUUCAAAUAUGUCGUGCCCAACUUUAGACGACGAAGAAAUAUGUAAAGUAGGUGAUAUUGAGGACGUGGUGUCAAUAGAUGAUACCUUUGUGGCAUUCAAGUGUGAUGUUGAGGUGCCUGAUAUUACCUUAGGCAGUAAAAUGUUGCCAUCUGUGGUACAACCACCCAUUUUGGAGUUGAAACCCUUACCAUCUCAUUUGAAAUAUGCUUAUCUUGAGAAACUCCCUGUUAUUAUAUUUGCAUUGCUUACUGAUGAGCAGGAAAAACAACUAUUACAGGUUAUCAGAGAUCACAAGAAAGCAAUAGGCUAG
Messenger RNA from Vigna umbellata (rice bean), 768 nucleotides. RefSeq lists its product as uncharacterized. The record is from RefSeq and is a predicted model, not a curated record. Lineage: Eukaryota; Viridiplantae; Streptophyta; Magnoliopsida; Fabales; Fabaceae.